Molecule: messenger RNA, 3591 nt
Organism: Mesorhabditis spiculigera
Lineage: Eukaryota; Metazoa; Nematoda; Chromadorea; Rhabditida; Rhabditidae
Source: the annotation of a GenBank genome assembly
AUGGCAGCCGGUCGGGACGCGCAGAACAGUACCGACGAGGAGGAGACGCCGAGAGGGCGGGGACGGCCCCGGAAGUAUCCGAUCCAAGAGGCUUCUUCCUCCGCUUCGUCGGCUUCAUCGGUUUCUGAUGAACGUCAGGAAUUCAGGAUCAUCAGCCCGAACAAAAGGCUGACGAAACGCCGCUCGAGGGCCAAGCCUUCGACUUCGAGUGACGAGGAGGAAGAGAAUUGCCGAGAUUCGGCUAGAAGACGUCGAGCUGGUGUUCGGCUUCGCCAUCAGGUCGAAGCAGACCGAGCCGGGCCGUCGACUAGCGCCAAUUGGCCACGCCACUCCCCUCGACGCUUUAAUGAAAGGUCUGCCGGCAAUCGAUCCAGCGAAGGAUUGAGUGAUGAAGGCGUGGACCCAGAAGAAUUCCGCAGAAAAUUACGCACUCGACCUUUCAUCCCUGGCGACGACUUCGAGGAGGACGAGGAUGAGGAACAGGAAGAAGAUGAGGACGACGAUGAACAGUUUGAGCCAUCGCGGCCAAGGCGAACUGCUCGAAAACGUCGGCGAGAUUCUGAAGAUGAAGAAGAAGACGAGGACGAAGAAGAUGAGGGAGUUCGAAAAUCGAGCGCUAGGAGGCCUGCUAGAAAACGUCGCGGUUCUUCUGGAGACGACGACGAGGAGGAUGACGAUGAAAACGAACACGUUCGGCCCGCACGUCCUAAGCGUACGUCUCGAAGGCCUCGUCGCGAUUCUGAAGAUGAAGAGGAAGAUGAGGAGGACGAAGAAGAAGCUGAAGACGUACAACCCUCACGUCCCAAACGUACUUCUCGAAGACGUCGUCGCUAUUCUGAAGAUGAGGAGGAAGAAGAGGAGGAAGAAUCUGAAGAAGAUGAACAAGUUCGGUCGUCAAAAUCAAGGCGAACUGCUCGGAAACGACGGAACGGGUCUGAGGACGAUUCUGAAGAUUUUAAGGGGCCGGGACGGAAGCGGUGGGCAGAUGAAGAGCCCCAAGCUGGGCGGAGAACAUCAGCCCGAAUCAGCCGUGACUCGGAGAAAGAGGAUUCUGACCAAGAGGAGUCAGAAGAUGAGCAUGAGCCAAGGAGGUCGUGCAGAAGACGCAUCGGCAUUCUGGAGCGUAUGGAUUUGUCUGGAACGCGCAGGAAGACGCGAGAAGACACAGAAGACUCGGAAGUCAGAACAACUAGACGGUUCUUGAGAAGGAGAAUGAUAGAGGAGGACGAGGUUCGAAGGAGCGGCUCCGAGGUCUCGACCUCAAGGAGACGCUCCAGGAGGAGCCAAAAAUUGGAGGACAGAUCGGACGAUGAGACGCUCAUCAGGAGAAGUCGAGCUCGAAGAGAUGAGAGUAGCCUCGCGGACUCGGAUGGGCCGAAGCGGAGGCGGAGAAAAAGGGAGGAGGACGAGUCUUCGCCGGAGCCCAGGGAAGAAUUUAUCCCGAAAGAAGAAGACGUUGACAUUGUCAAGGAGAGCUACUGCCGAGUCGCAGUGGAUUACGAUAAAUUGCGGAAAACGGAAGGAUUGGCUGCUUGGUGCAAAUCACAAAGCGAAGCCGCGGAAGCCAAAGCCCAGGAACAAGACAAGCGCCUCGAGACCCCGUUCGACAUCUCGAAGCUGAAGUGUACUGCUCCGGACAAGCUGGCAGGGGAUUAUAAGAAAGACAAUGUAGACGACAGUGCCCCAGUGAUCGCGCUGGAUACGUGGAGCCCGUUUUUGGGCUUGAAGCGGCUAGCCUACUGGAGCUACACGGAACGGAAUAUCAAGGCCGACGAGGAGCACGGGCUCUCCCACCUCCCUCUACUCGAUGAAAAAGCCACCGGCGACUGGUCUGACGAUCUCAUUGACGAUUUUGAGGAUGGAAUCCAUGGUAUCCGGGAAGGCUGGUCGCAUCAUCUGAAUGAUUGGAUGCUUUAUCGGAUGCUCAGGGAGCUGGUGCCGAGCUUUGAAGCACAGGACCGGCAACUCGACCUGUACAAAACAAUUUAUCAUCUCUUCCCGAAUAAGCUACCGGUUAGCAAGUUGAUUUGGCAUAUUCGAGAUUACGGCCCGCGGUAUUGCUUCGAUCCGAAGAAUGUACAGCUCCCUUCCACCAGCAAAUUCGAGCAAAAAACGCCCUCCCGACCGAUCCGGCCUCCACAACUCACCCUCUCUCCAUUAUCGCCGAAAGCUAGGGCAAACAAAGCUAGCGACAACUUUGUGCACUCCCUGAAGGUGCUGUACUGCCCACGAUGCUUGACGUUUGACUGUCAGACUCAUGGUAAUUCCGAGGAAGAGAUCUGGAAACGCUCAGCUGACACACUUCGCAACGAGUCCAAAGCUUCUGGGGACACCAACUUGGAGCCAUGUGAUAACCAGUGUUACCGACUCAAACCCACCUCAUCCUUUGAGCCCCUACGCCCACAAGUUAAUGAGACGUACCUGGUGGAACACUUCAAAAAAAUGGCUACGGAACGGAAAGGCGCUCACCAAUCGUGUCGUCUUGCGAAAUUGGCAAAGUUUUACUUUAAGAAGGAAGUAGCUUGUGUACAGAUGUUCGAUUUACUAAAAAAUAACGGCGUUCCGGAGUUUAUUGAUGACAAGGAGGAAAAGGAGGAGGCGGAGAGGAGACGACAAUUCAAUCGCGAUCAUCACCACAUUUUCCGGAACAAGCGCUUCAAGAUGGGAGAGCGCCGACUCGGCGGGCAAACGGUAUCCACAUCCCACCGUAUGGUACCGUGCCGACAUGCCGGGCCUUGUGAAGAAGGUCGCUGUCCGUGCCUGCGAGAUAACAACCUCUGCAGCAAGUAUUGUCAAUGCUUGGAUUGCCCGCAUAAAUUUCCGGGAUGCAGAUGUGUUGGCAAAUGUAACACACGGCAAUGCGCUUGCUACAUGGCCAACUACGAGUGCGACCCGGAUUUGUGCGAUAACUGCGGAGGACACAGCGAUCUCGACAAUUGCAUCGCUGAACAAGCUGGGGAGUGUGGAGAAUUGCCGCCCGAGCUCAGCGAGAUCAUAUGGGCUGGCGAGUCGGAGGAGAGGCGGAAGCGGAAGAGCGAAAGAUGUGGCAAGGGACCGUCGACAUGCCAGAAUAAUCAGAUACAGAAGGGGUUGCAGAAGAAGCUGAAGAUCGGCACCUCCGAUAUCGAGGGCUACGGCUGUUUCUUGGACGAGGAUUGCUUGAAGGGCGAGCUGAUCAGCGAGUACUGUGGCGAGAUUAUCACUGCUGACGAAUGCGAGCGCCGGGGUCGAGUUUACGACAUUUUGGGGUGCUCGUAUAUUUUUAACCUCAACAAUGAGCAAGGAGUCGAUGCUACCAGAAUAGGAAAUCUCGUCCGGUUUGCCAAUCAUUGUGAUGAAGCGAAUUGUGCACCAAAAAUCCUGAUCGUCAACGGGAGCCACCGCAUUGGACUCUACGCAAAACGUGAUCUCAAAAAGGGUAGCGAACUCUUCUUCAACUACGCCUACGAGAAAGUUCACAAGAUCAGGACGCUGAAAACGCUCAGGAAUAAGGAUGUGGUCGUGGAUUCGGAUGACGAGGUGAAACGCCGGGUCGAGGAGCUCAAAAACGCGCACGCCGACAUGACCCCGAGUCGCCAGAGUUCGCAUAGC